AUGAGCGGGGAUCAAGGGGCUUCUCAGGAAACAAUCAAGGCGUUGGCUGAUGACCAAGGGCUCAAGUUCAUCAGGGACCUGGCAGAUCGUCACAUACUAAAGGCUCAGAGGGAUCAAUCUGGCCUUCGUCUCUGGGUAGAUGAGAUUUGCCCUCUUUUCCAACUCAUCACACACGAGCGAGUGGUGGACUCUGCAGUGCUGGAACAGCAAGUGGCGAUGAUCUACAACCUCCUCAAUGGCGUCCAUGGAGAGCGAAUGGUCAGGGUUUUCAAUUUCAUCUUGACUUUGGUUCAAUCCUGGCCAGCUUCGACAACCAGUGUUUCCAAGAUGGCUGUUAUCGAGCUUUCUCUUGCCGUGUUAACCAAAAUGAUGGACUGUAACACCUUGCUCAUGAUCGAUGAACGCCUCUCGUCAAUCAUUCGCGGGUUUGAGAGAUGUAUCAACUCCGAGCCGGAAUCAGCUGAGGAUUUUUCUUGCGUACAGGCAAAGAGAUACCUUGACUACAUACGGCAACGGCUCGAAGUUGGCCAAGAAAUAGACGUCAUGGAACCCAAUGUCGUUCCUGUGAUUCGCGAGGCCUUUGUCCUACGUCGAGACCUUCCUGGGACUCUUUCUGCGGAGGGACCACGUCAUGACAACGACAACAAAUCCAUCUCAAAGAUCAAAAUCCUUCCGACUUCCGAGGAAAUCAUGUCCCCGCGUCGCGAGUAUUUACCCACCACGGACUCAUCACAGUGGCACGUCCCCGGCAUCCGCGGCCGAGUCGACAGAGAAUUUCGAUUACUCAGAGAGGACACCGUGGGUCAACUUAGGGAUGCCGUUCAUGAUACACUAGACCGCAUUCGCAACGUUGAUGUGCGAGUCGAUCGCAGCUCCAAAAAUACCGUGCGUACCUUCUCGUACGAGUUACCCACGCCCGUCGAUAUUGGCUUUGACAGCUUCUCGGGUUUGCAGUUCACCAUUCAGUGCAAUCAGCCCCCUGCAUUGAAAGGGAUGACGGCUAAGAGACGCCGAGAGUGGUGGAUGCAAAGCAAGAGACUCCAGUCAGGGGCACUUGUCUGCGUUCUAGAUGCGACAGGUUCCGUCCAGUUUUUUGUUGUCUCGGAAUCGACCAUGAGAACUGAAGAUGACGAUGUUGCAAAGAAAAAGGCUCAGCGUGGGCAGAACAGCGACAGCGAAUCUGUCCCAAAGGAGCUCCUCACACUAUCUGGAAGCGAAGAGCAUCUUUUCGUCACUUUGCAGCUGGUUGACGCUGGAGCUUCAGAACUCAGACGGACUCUGAGAUGGUAUCGUAGCACGAGGUCAUCGCCUCGCCGGUACAUUGUGGAAUUUCCCGGAGUGCUGCUUGCAUCCUUCCAACAUACUCUCACAGCACUGAAAAGAAUUUCCGAGCAGCCAAGAAUUCCGUUUCAUGAUUUGAUUGCGCCUUCGAGCGAAGUAAACCAGCAGACAGUCAUUGCGUCUCCGCUCUACACGAGAAAGGCCGGGUUCGAAUUCGACUUGAGGCUGUUAACGAACGAUAACACUAGUCUGAAGGUCGAUCCUCGUCAUCCGCCGGAGCCCGAAGCGCUUGCGUCCCGAUCGUCUUUAGAUCUCACGCAAUCAAGAGCGCUUCUUUGUGCUCUUACCCAAGAGUUGUGCUUGAUCCAGGGUCCACCAGGAACAGGCAAGAGUUACACUGGAGAGAAGAUCAUAAAGGUUCUCCUGGAACAUAAAAAGCAAAUUAACAUGGGUCCAAUCCUGUGUGUUUGUUAUACCAACCAUGCUCUAGAUCAGCUUCUUGAGCAUCUUCUCGACGAAGGGGUUGAUAGGGUUAUUCGAAUAGGGUCCCGAUCAAAGUCCGAGAGGCUUCAAAACCGGAAUCUGAGACUGGUUGCCAAGACAGCCGAGCGCACGAGAACUGAAGGCAGAGAGCUCUACAUAGUCCAAGAUGAGAUUCGGGAUAUUGACCGCGACUUGACGAAGCUGAUUGGCGACCUAGCCGACCUAGAAUCAGUGGAAACUAUCAAAACCCACUUACGCGCAACAUCGCCCAGACAUUUUCACCAGCUUUUCGUGAUUGAUGAAAAUGAAUGGACGGAGGUUACUUACAAAGAAAAACCAUCUUUAGCAAAGUGGUUGCAGAGCGGAUCUCAUGAUAGAAAACAGUCUAGGCAGCUGGUUGAACUACAAUUAGUUAACCUAUUCGACAUGAGCCACCUUGAACGUCGGAAGAUCUACAAUCACUGGAUAGAAACUCUGAGGGAUCCCAUCAUAGAAAAGAUGACAGACCUGUACCGCAAAUACACAACUGCCUCUGAACAGCGGGAUCGAAUCCGUGGAGACACCGACCUUAGAUGUCUUCAGCAAGCCGAUGUCGUUGGAGUCACAACUACCGGCUUGGCAAGACAGCUCGAGACACUUCGCAAACUUAGAAGUAAGGUGAUGGUCUGUGAAGAAGCGGGUGAAGUCCUCGAGGCUCAUAUCCUUACUGCGCUUCUCCCAUCGCUAGAGAGCGCAAUUCUAAUCGGAGACCACCUCCAGCUUCGGCCGCAGAUACAAAAUUAUGAGCUGCAAAGUACAAAUCCCCGUGGCCAACAGUAUUCAUUGGACAUGUCGCUGUUUGAGCGACUUGUUCAACCUCUUCAUGACGGGGACGUGCAAGUUCCGUUUAGCACACUUGAAACACAAAGGAGAAUGCAUCCCUUCAUGUCGGAGCUGAUUCGAUCGACACUCUACCCCGCAUUGAUGGAUUCAGAGUCGGUCCAGAAGUAUCCGAAAGUUGUUGGAAUGAAGCAGCGGUUGUUUUGGUUACAUCAUGAGCACCUCGAAGCCUCGGCUGCGAACAACGACCCGCUCAACACAUCAAGAUCAAAUGACUUUGAAAUCGAAAUGACUACAGCCUUGGUCUCCCACCUCACCCGCCAGGGUGAAUACGCACAAGGAGAGAUCGCGGUAAUAACGCCUUAUCUGGGCCAACUGCAUAAACUUCGGCGUCGGAUGGAAUCCAUGUUUGAGAUAUGUGUCAAUGACCGAGAUCUUGAGGACCUUGAAAUGCUCGAGGAGGAGGAUUUCGGCAACCCCACGCCAAAGAAACCCACCGCAACCCGAAAGACUACUUUGCUUAAAAGCGUGAGGGUGGCGACUGUGGACAACUUUCAGGGCGAGGAGGCCAAAAUCAUCGUGAUAUCCUUGGUCCGAAGCAACCCGCAAAAUGUAUGUGGAUUUCUUAGCACUUCCAAUCGAAUCAACGUGCUACUUUCCCGCGCUAAGCAUGGCAUGUACAUCAUUGGAAAUUCAAACACGUGCCAGCGUGUCCCGAUGUGGGCUCAAGUCAUGAAUAUCUUGCAGGAUAAAGGCCAGUUUGGCACAAGUUUAGAACUUGAAUGCCCCCGCCAUCCCAAUACUCCGAUUCUCGUAUCUGAAGCAGACCAUUUUGUCCAAUUCUCCCCAGAGAGUGGAUGUCAACUGCCAUGCGAGAAGAGACUAGAUUGUGGCCACUCCUGCACGGGGAAGUGCCACUCCAACGUCAUCCAUAGCGCGGUCAAGUGCCUGGAGCCGUGCCCCAGAUUAAAGAAGGGAUGUGAUCAUGUCUGCCCUCUUCGCUGUGGCGAUCCAUGCCAGAAAAAGUGCCAGGUUCGACUGAAAGACCUCCGCCUCGUUCUUGACUGUGGGCACAUCGUCACAACCGCCGAGUGUUGGCAGGCUCAAGACCCGUCGCUAAUCCGUUGUUCUGUGACUGUGACUCGAAAUGUCCCAGGCUGUGAACACAAGGUCCAGGUGCCGACUAUCAUUGCGUGGUGGUUUGUGGCCAGAACCUCCCUUGCGGACACUCGUGCAAAAGUCCUUGUUUCAAGUGUAAUACUCGUGAGGGCGGCCAGAUCACGAAAGCGAAUCACGGCAUCUGUCAACAACCAUGUGGACGAGGCUACUCUACUUGCCAGCACAACUGUGCCAAAGCUUGUCAUUCAGGCACUGCUUGUUCUCCAUGCGAUCAGCCCUGUGAAGUGCGGUGCAGCCAUUCAAAAUGCGCCAAAGCUUGCAACGAGCCUUGCGUGCCAUGUGCCGAGGAGAAGUGCCAGUCGUGCUGCCCUCACUCUGAGUGUAGCAUGCCCUGCGCAGCUCCUUGUGAUUGGAUACCCUGCUCGAAGCGCUAAAUGUGCCUCGGAUCAAGUCAGGCAGUUUUGCGUCGACUUUGUAGAGCUGAAACUCUAUGAAGACAUCAACUUGGACGAGGAGCCAUGCAUCUUUCCUGACUGUGGACAUUUCUUGACCAUCUCUUCAAUGGAUGGUAUAAUGCAAAUGUCUGACCACUAUGAACUGGACAUGGAGGAAUAUCCCAUCAAGCUCCGCGGGCCUUCUGCUCCUUUCACAAUGGAAGAGAAAAGUAUCUCUGUGUGCGCCACUUGUCGUGGCUCACUCAGAUCUAUAUCUAGAUACGGACGCAUUGUACGCCGGUCAAUUCUGGACGAAACGACAAAGAGAUUCAUAACUUGGUCCAGCUCCCAGCAUGAAAAGCUUGCUAAAUCUAUGUUAAUCGAGUUUGAGAAGUUGGAGAGUACGCCAACCAGCACGAAAAUAUCUGCUGUCGGGGACUCGAUGAAGGUUCUUACGCCGCAAGGGUCCAGAUUGAGCAUACUUCAAGCCCUAGAGACAGCUCUAGGAAACGACAGAUACAAAAAGAUCAUCAAGCUUCGACAAAAGCUGAAUGUAUACAAGAACAAGGUGGCGAGGGAUGAACAGCCGUUCCAUCGAGUUGCCACCUAUGUCCAAUCCGCAAAUCGCCGAAACAAAGAGACUAGGGAGUUUCAGUACGAUGACUCGGUAAUCCAGAAUAAGGGCAUGUUGCUUGCUGAAUCGCUGCUUCUGAAAACUGAAAUAACCGCAAUUGCCGAUUUCAUCGGUCUUUGCAAAAGCGGCAAAGCCCGUCCACCAAAGAUCCAAGUUGACUUCGCAAGUUAUUUCAAAGCAUGCGACCAGCUUAUUGGGCUAGCAACAAGUUUCAAAUACCCAAAAGAACAACUGCAAGGCCAUAUCUUUUAUGCAUGGAUAUGCGAGUUUGCCAGGUGGUUUUCUGCAAAUGGCGAUAAGAAAGAUCUCGAAGUCGGGUACAAAGAGAAAGGAAUGGACCAUAUCAGACUGGCUCGCGACAUCCUAGAAAGUCAUCCGUCUACAGCCCCCUUGUUGCAGGAGGUUGAAUCAGCGGAAUUUGCACUCAAAGGGCAUGAAUACCGUCAAGUCACCACUGAUGAGCUCCGAGAAGUUUAUAUUGCCUUGAGUGGUGACCUGAGAGGGACAGGUCACUGGUAUACCUGCGAAAACGGACAUCCAUUCACAAUCGGAGAGUGCGGAAUGCCGAUGGAGCAAGCCAGAUGCCCAGAAUGUAACGCCCCGAUUGGUGGCCAGAAUCAUCAAGCCGUAGAUGGAGUGAGGCGUGCUGAGGAGAUUGAGAGGUUGACAAGGGGUGUGGGAAACCUAUGA
Clonostachys byssicola is the source of this 5460-nucleotide messenger RNA. NCBI's taxonomy places the organism in Eukaryota, Fungi, Ascomycota, Sordariomycetes, Hypocreales, Bionectriaceae. The record is from the annotation of a GenBank genome assembly.